Hypoxylon trugodes is the source of this 363-nucleotide messenger RNA. RefSeq lists its product as uncharacterized. Lineage: Eukaryota; Fungi; Ascomycota; Sordariomycetes; Xylariales; Hypoxylaceae. The transcript has 2 exons. Bases 1 to 363 code for a protein of 120 amino acids. The record is from RefSeq and is a predicted model, not a curated record. Gene Ontology annotation, molecular function: oxidoreductase activity.
AUGGAAGAACUCGUCCGAGCCAACUUGACUCGGUAUAUUGGCAUAUCCAACUUUGCCAAAAGAGAUAUCAAGGCUAUCUUCGAUAUAUGCGAAAUUUACAUGGCUUUUCGGAAGGAUGCCACAGUGGCGCAGGCGGUACUCGCCUGGGGUCUUCAAAGGGGUACUAUCGUGAUCCCUAAGAGCGUAGAUGAGGGCCAUAUCAGCGAAAACUUGCAUAUGAUGGAUGUCAGCUUCACAGGCCCCGAAAUGGAGUCCAUUGCCUUUGAAGAUAAGAAGGCUAGGAUGAAUAACCCCGAGAAAAGCUGGGGAGUGAACCUCUUCGCGGGCCUGGAUGAUCCUGCGGAGGGUAAGGAGGAGUUGUAA